AUGUGGAAGCCGUCGGAGCGCCUGAUGGAGACCAUCAGGCAUUACGCCAGCUUUCCGGCGACUGGUGUCUCGCUCCGACAAAUGGUUCAAUUCGGAGAUAGACCGUCAACUGGAACCUUGUUUCGCGCCUCACAAUUUUUAUCAGAAGAACUGCCUAUUCGCCUCGCUCAUCGCGUCCAGGAUCUUGGAGAACUUCCUGACGGGCUCAGUGAAAUGCCCUCGAUCAAGAAGGUCCAGGACUGGUACGCGCAGUCCUUCGAAGAAAUCAUUACCCUUCCCCGACCGAGCCUCACCCAAGAAGUAAAGGCGCGCCUUUUGCGCCAGAACAGAGCGCAUAACGGACAUUCUAAAAUUCUCUCCGAAACUACACAGAAUCCAAGCAUCCGUGAGGGGCAGUACCGCUCUUCCCCCACCUCUAUAAACGGCAACGGCAACGGCAAGGCAGCUGCAGCUGCAGCGCGAAGAUACUUUGUCCCAUCAGAUGACCAGGGAAAUUGGCCUCCGGAAUUGAAUGACUACAAUGAACGUUUCGCAAAGACCCUGCAACACAUCAAACGGCGACACGACAGUGUUGUGACUACAGUGGCUCAAGGAAUUCUCGAAUGGAAACGCAAGCGCCAGCGGCUACAAAUCGACUCGACCAUACAAUCAUUUCUUGAUCGCUUCUACAUGUCCCGCAUAGGUAUACGAAUGUUAAUCGGCCAACACAUCGCUCUAACGGAACAAACGCACGUACGACACCCCAAUUAUGUCGGGAUUAUAUGUACCAAAACGAAUGUGCGGGAGGUGGCACUCGAGGCUAUCGACAACGCUCGUUUUGUCUGCGAGGAUUACUAUGGUCUCUUUGAAGCUCCUAAGGUGCAGCUUGUCUGUAAAGAAGAUCUGAACUUCAUGUACGUUCCGGGUCAUCUGUCACACAUGCUCUUUGAGACUCUGAAGAACUCUCUGCGUGCUGUGGUGGAGACCCACGGUGCAGAAAAGGAGGCAUUCCCUAUCACCAAGGUCAUCAUCGCGGAAGGUAAAGAGGACAUCACGAUCAAAGUCUCGGAUGAGGGCGGUGGUAUUCCACGUUCCUCCAUUCCUCUUGUCUGGACCUAUAUGUACACGACUGUUGAGCAAACCCCCAACCUGGAUCCCGACUUUGACAAGAGCGACUUCAAAGCACCUAUGGCAGGGUUUGGAUACGGUUUGCCCAUCAGUCGUCUAUAUGCUCGGUAUUUCGGGGGUGACCUCAAGUUGAUCAGUAUGGAAGGAUACGGAACGGACGUCUACCUCCAUCUGAACCGCUUAUCGUCGAGUUCAGAGCCCCUCCAAUGA
Molecule: messenger RNA, 1317 nt
Organism: Aspergillus calidoustus
Lineage: Eukaryota; Fungi; Ascomycota; Eurotiomycetes; Eurotiales; Aspergillaceae
Source: the annotation of a GenBank genome assembly